UUAAAAGAAAAUGAAAAGCCCAAAACAGUGAACGGGCUCCCAUCCCAUUUUGUCGAUCAAGUUCCCUGAAGAUUUUGAAAGAGGGAGAGAGAGCGCAAGAUGAGGUUUAACUGGCGGCGUAGAUGAGCGGUUGUCGGCGGCGGAGGCAGAGGGUGGGCAGAGGAAACCUUGGCACAGCAGAUCUGCGCUCAGUUGCUGGACUGACCAUAUAUAUACAAACACCAAGAUUUCGUUAUCCGUUUGUGGACGUUACAAACUCUUCACUUCCAGCAUGGCUUCGUCUUCCUCCACUCUGCUCUUUCCAUUUGGUUCAUCUUCUGGAAAAGGGAUGUCCGCAGAUUACCAAGGCGUUUCCUGCAACAAAGUUCAAGGGAUGCUUAUCCGAUGUUCUAAUUCACAAGUUACUAUAAAUGCUACAAGGUCAAGAGUAUGUAAGGAUGAGUUUAAUGUAAUCAAAAGAAGAGAUAUGAUUGGGUUGCUUUUCGGAGUUUCAAGCGCUGUGACAGGCGCAUUUGAAGCUGAGGGAGCUGGUCUGCCCCCAGAAGAGAAGCCUCGACUGUGUGAUAAUUCUUGCGAGAAGGAGCUUGAAAAUGUGCCUAUGGUAACUACAGAGUCUGGUUUGCAGUACAAGGAUAUUAAAGUUGGUCAAGGCCCCAGUCCACCAGUCGGUUUUCAGGUAGCAGCGAAUUAUGUAGCCAUGGUUCCAUCUGGACAAAUAUUUGACAGUUCAUUGGAGAAGGGUCAAGUUUAUAUAUUUCGUGUUGGCUCUGGUCAGGUGAUCAAGGGACUUGAUGAAGGGAUCUUGUCCAUGAAAGUAGGAGGGAAGCGACGACUCUACAUCCCAGGAUCGUUGGCAUUUCCCAAGGGUCUCAAUUCAGCUCCGGGAAGACCAAGGGUGGCUCCAAGCAGUCCGGUUGUUUUCGAUGUGAGCUUGGAAUACGUACCAGGCCUUGACAUUGAGGAAGAGUAAGAGAACAGAUGCCUCUCUUCUUUUAUAUAUUUUUUCUUUGUAGUUGUUGAUCUUUUCUGAACACAGGAGCAACAUAAAAGAUCCAUGAUGUAAGCACUUGCAUUGAAUAUGUCAAUUAAUUCAAUUUUUUCUUCA
Messenger RNA from Pyrus x bretschneideri (Chinese white pear), 1105 nucleotides. Its product is annotated as peptidyl-prolyl cis-trans isomerase FKBP16-3, chloroplastic. The transcript is spliced from 8 exons. NCBI's taxonomy places the organism in Eukaryota, Viridiplantae, Streptophyta, Magnoliopsida, Rosales, Rosaceae. The record is from RefSeq and is a predicted model, not a curated record. Gene Ontology annotation, molecular function: peptidyl-prolyl cis-trans isomerase activity. Bases 272 to 970 code for a protein of 232 amino acids.